This is a messenger RNA of Nicotiana tabacum (common tobacco), 1036 nucleotides long. The record is from RefSeq and is a predicted model, not a curated record. NCBI's taxonomy places the organism in Eukaryota, Viridiplantae, Streptophyta, Magnoliopsida, Solanales, Solanaceae.
UUUUACUGGCCAACUCCGUGGCUGGUGGGAUAAUUAUUUGACUGUUGAAGAAAAGGCAAUGGUUAUUAAUGCAAUAGCCACUGACGAAAGAGUUGAUAACUUAGGCAUGACUCUUGUAAAAAAUAGAGAAGAUGCUGUUUAUACCCUUGUUCUUACCAUAUUAGAACAUUUCAAUGGUAGAUUUACCAAUCAGCAUGAGACAGUUCGUACUCUACUUAAUGGUUUUAGAUGUAGGACCUUAGGUGAAUUCAGAUGGUAUAAAGAUACCUUUAUGAGUAGAGUUAUGGAAUUAUCCGAAAAUAAGUAUGACCAUUGGAAAGCUAAGUUUAUAGAUGGCCUUCCCUCCUUAUUUGUUGAAAGAGUAAGAAAAACUCUAAGAGGUAGCUAUGGUGAAAUUCCGUACAAGGAUUAUACCUAUGAAAAAUUGAUAGGAAUAUGUACACAAGAAGGAUUAAACUUGUGCAAUGGGUUAAAAUUGUCCAGACAACUUAAGAUGGAUAAGCUUAAGGAGAAAUCUCAAUUAGGAGACUUUUGCACACAGUUCGAUUUAUCCGAGACUUCUACUCAUAACAAGAAGAAGAAACACAAGUAUCAUAGAUACCCUAAUUCAGACAGUCCUUAUAAGAAAAAGAGAUCGAGAUAUAGAUCCAAAGAAGAGCGUGAUGCUAAGAAAGCCCAUCGCAAGUCUACUAGAUUUACGAAAAAUAGGUCUAAGCGAGAUCUUGCUGAUAUUAGAUGUUAUAAAUAUGAUAAAUUUGGCCAUAUAGCUCCAAAUUGUAAGCUUCAAAAGCUAAAAACCUUAGAACUAGACGAUGAGUUACGUGAUAAGGUUUAUGGUUUGUUAUACACUUCUGGAUCAGAAUCUGAUUAUUAUUCUGAGUCAGAAACUGAAGCUGAAAUAGAUUUACUUGAUUUAUCUGAUAGUGAUAAAAAUAUUGAUAAUACUUGUACAACUUGCAAAUGUAGUACAUGUACCUGUGAUGAUGAUGAAUUUUAUAAACUACAAUCUCAAUUCCAAGAUUUGAACAUGAAAACU